This is a messenger RNA of Neltuma alba, 1383 nucleotides long. RefSeq names its product S-type anion channel SLAH4-like. Gene Ontology annotation, cellular component: membrane. The transcript is spliced from 2 exons. Gene Ontology annotation, molecular function: voltage-gated monoatomic anion channel activity. Gene Ontology annotation, biological process: transmembrane transport; intracellular monoatomic ion homeostasis. The record is from RefSeq and is a predicted model, not a curated record. The coding region runs from base 17 to 1201 and encodes 394 amino acids. NCBI's taxonomy places the organism in Eukaryota, Viridiplantae, Streptophyta, Magnoliopsida, Fabales, Fabaceae.
CCAUCGAUCAGCACCAAUGGCUUCGUGUGAGAUCGAGCUUGUAAUAGACACAUCCACCACCAACCCCACCGUCGUUACCGACACCGGCCAUGAUGAUAAUGAUGCUCAUAGUGACGAGUCCCUCAUGAUGAUGAUCGCAAAGCGCUCGUUAAUACUGUCCCUAAAUUCCAUCCUAACCAAACUUCAUGCAGGUUAUUUCAGAAUAAGCCUCUCCCUUGGUGGCCAGGCUCUGCUGUGGAAGACCUUUACAGAACCAGCAGACCAUGACACGGCCGGCAUCCUAGGGCACGUGGGCAACAUUUUCCAUCCCACCGCUUUCCUCGUACUAUGGUCUUUCUCACUCUUUGUGCUCGUCUUACUCUCUAUUCUUUACCUGUUGAGGUGCUUGUUUUACUUUAAGAUGGUAAAGGCAGAGUUCUUGCACCAUGUAGGCGUUAACUAUCUCUUCGCUCCCUGGAUCUCUUGGCUUCUAUUGCUUCAAUCGGCUCCGGGCCUGGCUCCCGAGACGCUGCCUUAUUUGGUUCUCUGGUGGGUCUUCUCGGUGCCGGUAGUGCUGCUUGACGUGAAAAUCUACGGUCAGUGGUUCACCAAGGGGAAGAGGUUUUUGUCCACCGGGGCGAACCCUACAAGCCAGUUAUCGGUGAUAGGGAACUUGGUUGGGGCACGAGCUGCGGCUCACAUGGGGUGGAGAGAGAGUGCGGUUUGCUUGUUUUCGCUGGGCAUGGUUCAUUAUUUGGUGCUUUUUGUGACGCUUUAUCAGCGCCUUUCCGGUGGAGAUCGCCUUCCGGUGCUGUUAAGGCCGGUUUUCUUCUUGUUCUUUGCUGCUCCGGGCGUCGCUAGCUUGGCCUGGGAAUCCAUUGUCGGCGGUUUUGAUACUGCUUCCAAGAUGCUCUUCUUUCUAUCCCUUUUCCUCUUCACGUCCCUGAUAUGCAGGCCAAUGCUGUUCAGGAGGUCAAUGAGGAGAUUCAACGUGGCAUGGUGGGCAUAUUCGUUUCCGGUGACGGUGCUGGCGAUUGCGGCGACGGAGUAUGCAUAUGAAGUGAAGGGAAUGAUCGCUAACUCGUUGACACUUAUUCUGUCGGCUCUUUCGGUGUUGGUGUCCUUUGCCCUCACGCUCUUCACUCUCCUCAACUCUAAGAUGCUUCUCCCUGAUAAUGACCCCAUCGCUAGUCUGCUUCUUCACUUGCCAGUAUCCCACUGACCCCCACCCCCGCCUCUAUUCCUUAUUUCUUUUCUUUUCUUUUCUUUUCUUUUCCUGGUUCAUUACAUGUAUACGUAUAUGUGAGUGUGUAUGUAUGGUGCAUUUUUUCUGUUGUCUCUGUGAUCCACAUAUAUUCCUAUACAUUAUUCCAUCAGUAAAUGCGAUUUACUCGCUUGGAAAAA